This is a messenger RNA of Homarus americanus (American lobster), 6173 nucleotides long. RefSeq names its product DNA topoisomerase 2-like (gene Top2). Gene Ontology annotation, biological process: resolution of meiotic recombination intermediates; sister chromatid segregation; DNA topological change. Gene Ontology annotation, cellular component: nucleus. Gene Ontology annotation, molecular function: ATP binding; DNA topoisomerase type II (double strand cut, ATP-hydrolyzing) activity; DNA binding. NCBI's taxonomy places the organism in Eukaryota, Metazoa, Arthropoda, Malacostraca, Decapoda, Nephropidae. The transcript has 30 exons. The coding region runs from base 564 to 5390 and encodes 1608 amino acids. The record is from RefSeq and is a predicted model, not a curated record.
AAGCGAGUAAUCAUCUUAUGCGGUAGCGUCUAUUCGUUAGCAUCCAAGGACAACAGUGAAUUCUUUGGAAAGUACAUAUAAGUGAAGAAAAAAGCUCACCAUUACUAUUUAUCAGAAAAUAUACUUGCUCAAUGAGGCGAAUGAAUGAUUUAGGCGUAAACAGAGUAAAUGUGGUGCGUUGUGUGAAGGGUUUGUGGGUGCGGGUCAGGGUUGGCGGUCGGCGACAGCGACAGCGCGAGUCGGGAACUUGUGAGCUAAAGCUUGGCGGUCUUUGUUCCAGCACCACACUCUCCCAGCUACAGUAAUCCCUGAUUCAUUUCUUAGGCACAGUAAUUAGUACCCGUGCAUUGUGGGGCGUGUGGAGUUCACAAAUGUUGAAUAGUGGCGAGUUUAACGAGGAAAACAUUUUAUAAUUAAAAUCAUAGAAGUGAAAUGUAAAUGGAGUGUGUGGGAAUUCUAAGCUAAAUAUCCCGUUCGGGAGAACAGGAUCCGGCAGAGUUUGUUGUAAUUUGCAGCUUCAGCAGUGUGAUACUGGUGGGGUAGCUGACAGAUUCUUCAGCAUCAUGCCUGCUGUAAAUGGAACGGAAGUACCAAACAACAUACCUAACCCCAUGGGGGUGGGUAAUGUGCCAAAACCAGCUAAGAAGAAUGCAAAAACUGUGGAAACAGUAUACCAGAAGAAGACCCAACUUGAACAUAUUUUGCUCCGUCCUGAUACUUAUAUUGGUUCGGUAGAAUAUGCUACAGACAUGAUGUGGGUUUAUGACAAUGAAACAGAGAAGAUUGUACAAAAGGAAAUAUCAUAUGUUCCGGGUCUCUACAAAAUAUAUGAUGAAAUUUUGGUUAAUGCUGCAGAUAACAAGCAGCGAGAUCCAAAAAUGGACACCAUUAAAGUGGACAUUGAUGCAGAAAAUAACCAAGUGUCAGUAUUCAACAAUGGAAAGGGCAUUCCUGUAGCAGUGCAUAAAGAUGAGAAGAUGUAUGUUCCGACCAUGAUUUUUGGUCAUCUCCUGACUUCCUCCAACUACAAUGAUGAAGAAGAAAAGGUCACUGGUGGACGCAAUGGCUAUGGUGCAAAACUGUGCAAUAUCUUCAGUUCAAAAUUUGUUGUUGAAACUGCUUCAAUGGAAUACAAGAAAACCUUUAAGCAGACUUGGGCCAACAAUAUGAGUAAAACCAGUGAUCCAAGGGUCAAGGAGUUUAAAGGAGAAGAUUAUACGAGAAUAACAUUUUCUCCAGACCUUGGAAAGUUUAAAAUGGAAUCCCUAGAUGGUGAUAUUAUUUCCCUCUUGUCUCGCAGAGCAUUUGAUAUUGCUGCUGCAACCAGAGGAGUAAAAGUGUUUUUGAAUGGCAAGCGUAUUCCAGUGAAAAAUUUCAAAGAUUAUGUGGACCUGUACAUUAAAGACAAGGUGGAUGAUGCUGACACUCCAAUAAAAGCUGUGUAUGAAAAUGUCAGUCCGAGGUGGGAAGUGGCAGUUGCACUCUCAGACAAGGGUUACCAACAAAUGUCUUUUGUAAACAGCAUUGCCACUACUAAGGGUGGACGACAUGCAGAUUAUGUAACUGACAUGAUUGUGAAGAAUUUGACAGAAUCACUGAAGAAGAAAAACAAGAGUGGUGUCCAAAUAAAACCAUUUCAGAUUAAGAACCACAUGUGGGUAUUUGUAAACUGCCUAAUUGUCAAUCCCACAUUUGAUUCACAAACGAAGGAGAACAUGACCCUCCAGACAAAAAAUUUUGGUUCCAAGUGUCAGUUGUCAGAAAAAUUCACUGCUGGUGUUAUAAAAUGUGGCAUUGUAGAAGCUGUGAUGUCUUGGGCAAGGUUUAAGCAGCAGGCUCAGCUGCAGUCAAAAUGUGCUAGCAAGAAACAGACCAAGUUGAAAGGUAUUCCAAAAUUGGAGGAUGCCAAUGAUGCAGGAACCAAAUUCUCGUCUGAUUGUACACUAAUCUUGACUGAGGGAGACUCUGCCAAAACUCUGGCUGUGGCAGGCCUUGGAGUAGUGGGCAGAGAUCGUUAUGGUGUUUUCCCUCUUAAGGGUAAGCUGCUGAAUGUCCGUGAAGCAUCACACAAGCAAAUUUUGGAAAAUGCAGAAAUUAAUAACCUCAUCAAGAUCUUGGGUUUGCAGUAUAAAAAGAAAUAUGAUUCUCGUGAUGAUAUGAAGACCUUGCGCUAUGGCAAGUUGAUGAUCAUGACAGAUCAGGAUCAGGAUGGUUCUCAUAUCAAAGGCCUGUUGAUCAACUUCAUUCACCAUAAUUGGCCCACACUACUUCGACAUUCUUUUCUGGAGGAAUUUAUCACACCAAUUGUGAAAGCCAGUAAGAAUAAACAAGAGAUUUCAUUCUACUCAUUACCUGAGUUUGAGGAAUGGAAGAAGUCAACAGAUCAAUGGCCAAGCUUCAAGAUAAAGUACUACAAAGGUUUGGGUACAUCUACUUCUAAGGAGGCAAAAGAGUACUUCAAUGACAUGGUGCGUCAUCGAAUUUUAUUUAAUUAUGGUGGAGCACAAGAUGAUCAUUCCAUUCAGAUGGCAUUUAGUAAAAAAGCUGUGGAGCAACGUAAAGAAUGGUUGACAGGAUGGAUGGAGGAAUGUAAGCGCCGUAAAGAACUAGGUCUACCAGAAAUUUACCUUUAUGAAAAAGACACAAAAGCAGUUUCUUACACUGACUUUGUCAACAAGGAAUUGGUUCUGUUUUCUAAUUUAGAUAAUGAACGUUCAAUUCCUUCACUUGUGGAUGGCUUAAAACCUGGUCAGAGAAAGGUACUGUACACGUGCAUGAAGCGAAAUGACAAGCGGGAAGUUAAAGUGGCCCAACUUGCUGGUUCAGUUGCAGAACAUUCUGCUUAUCAUCAUGGUGAAACUUCUCUCAUGUCCACUAUUAUCAAUUUAGCACAGAACUAUGUGGGUUCAAAUAACGUCAACCUGCUGCAGCCCAUUGGUCAGUUUGGUACCAGGUUGCAGGGAGGCAAAGAUUCUGCUAGUCCUCGUUACAUUUUCACCAAGUUAAGCAAACUCACUCGGCUGAUCUUUCAUCCUCAUGAUGAUCCAUUGUUGAAGAACAACUAUGAUGACGGUACACGAAUUGAACCUGAAUGGUACCUACCCAUUCUUCCAAUGGUUCUGGUAAAUGGAGCUGAGGGUAUUGGUACAGGCUGGAGCACUAGGAUUCCUAAUUACAAUCCUCGAGUAUUAGUGGAUAACCUGAAGAGAAUGAUUCGAGGCGAGGAACCUGUCAAAAUGAAACCAUGGUUCAAAAAUUUCCGAGGCACAAUAGAUGAACUAGAACAUGAACGUUAUGUUGUCCAUGGUGAGAUUGCUAACAUAGGCCAAAAUCAAUUUGAGAUCACUGAACUCCCAAUUCGUGUGUGGACACAAUCAUAUAAGGAAUCUGUGAUGGAAAAUCUUCUUGUAGGCAGUGAGAAGACUCCAGCUUUAAUAAGUGACUACAAGGAAUAUCACACAGAUACAACUGUCCGGUUUUUAGUAACGAUGCCAGAAGAAAAGUGUCGCAAAGCAUUAGAAGAUGGAAUUCACAAGACUUUCAAGCUCCAGUCCACUUUAAGUAUCAGCAGUAUGGUACUCUUUGAUCACAAUGGUGUCUUGCGAAGAUUUGACAACGUUGACCAGAUUCUUCGGGAAUUCUUUGACUUGCGUCAAAAAUAUUAUAUCAAGAGGAAAGCUCACCUACUGGGUAGCUUAGAAGCUGAAGCAAACAGAUUAUCCAAUCAAGCACGCUUCAUCGUGGAAAAGUGUGACGGCAAAUUAGUGAUUGAAAACAAAAAGAAGGAAGCUAUGGUUCAAGAGCUGCAGCGAAAGGGCUAUGACCCUGAUCCUGUAAAGGCAUGGAAGAAAGUCCAGGAUCGAGAGGCUGCACUAGAAGAAGAAGUUGAAGAGAAAGUAGAUGAGGAUGCUAAAUCAAAUAGAGGAUAUGGCUAUUUGCUGGGAAUGGCUAUGGUGAGCUUAACUCUAGAAAAGAAAGAAGAGCUGUUGAAGCAACGAGAUAUAAAAUUGCAGCAGGUGGUGGAUCUAAAAUUAAGGUCUCCGGAGGACCUGUGGAUCUCAGAUCUCGACACGUUUGUAAAAGAACUCGAUGAUGUUGAAAAAGAGGAGAUUGAAGAAGAACGGGCAGCAGCAAAGAAGGGCUCUGGUGGAGCUAAAAAGCCCAAAAAGAGAGGUGGUGGAGAACUGGGCAUUGAUGUGACUAAGCCUUCAGCCUUUGGAGAGAGAGUAUUGCCUCUCAUUGAUAGUGAAUUGAGGAAGAAAGUUGAGAAGGCACUUGCAGCCACUCGAAUUAAAAAGCAGGUUAAGAAGGAGGUUGUGGAGAAUGACGAUUUUGAUGAUUUAGUGACAGCAAACACAGGCAAGUCUUUGGCUGCUCGUCUUGGCAACUCACCAGACAUGAUCAUGAAGAAAGCAAAGACCAAGAAAACAGGGGAUGGGCUGAAGCAGACAAAGAUUAGUUUCAAAAAGGCAUCUCCUAAAAAGAGGAAAAGCAAAAAUCAGUUCGAUUCAGUGAGUGAAGAUGAAGUGGACGAUAUUAAAAGUGACAUAUCUGCUGAGGAUAUUAUACCCAGAGGACGUACUUCAGGACGACGAACAGCAGCAAGCAGAAUUAAGUUUAACUUCAGUGAAGAUGAAAGCUCCGAGAGUGACGAGGGACCAAUGUUUGACAAUGAUGGUGUUGAAGAACCUGAUGUAAUUACCAGCACUUCAUUGAUGGAUAAUUCUCUUGUCACUGUCAAGGAACCUGUGGAAAAACCCAGAGUAGCAUUAAUAGUUAGUGACACAGACUCGGAUUUUGAAGAUAAACCAAAGAAAAGGGUCAAAAUUUCUCCUGUGUCUAAAGAAAAACCAUCAGCUUCUGAUCUCUUUGAUUCAAUGAUAUCAGGAUCACCAAGUCCUCCCAAACCAGAACCAUCCAUAAAACCAGCUCCUCCUAGGAAAAGACUUGUGAAUAUAGAUAGCAGUGAUGAUGAUGAACCUAAACCAAAGAAGAAAACUGGACCAAAGAAGGCAGCUACUGCAAUGGUCUCAUUUAGUCUUACUGAUAAUGAUGAUGAUGAUGAUGAUGAUAUUGAUCUCCAACCCAAAAAGAAACCAGGACCAAAGAAGAAGGCCACUGCAAAACCCACUGGAGAUAUAUCUGAGGAUGAUGAUGAUUUCCAAAAAACUAAGAAAAAACCAUGUCCUAAAAAGACAGCAGCAGCGGCAAAGAAAACAGCAGGCUCUGAUUCUGAUGAUAUGUUUGAUGAUUUUACUACGAAGAGUAAGGAGCUUGAUUUUGGUGACUCAGAGCCUGUGGCCGUUGCACCCCGUGGACGUCCAGGUCGUCAAAAGAAAGUAAUUACAUAUGUUGUCAGUGAUGAAGACUCUGAUGAUGACUAUUAUUGAGAUAGUAUGUGUCAUGUUUCAAGAAAAUUAAACUCCAAAUGGCAGUGGCCCAUUUUAAAUAAAUCUUAUUGGCAAUACUAGUUGCAUUAUGAUUAAAUUUAUAAUCUUGUUUUAGACUUAAUUUUGUUUUAUAUCCAGUUGAGCACCUUUGUAUUAGGCUUAUGGGGAUUACAACUUCAUGUUUGCGAUAACAGAAUUUUUGCAAGUACAAAGGGUUGGUGAUGCUAGUAACACUGUGACUAAAAAAAAAAUUCAUUGAUUAGAUAUAUUAGUAUUUUUCUAAUAAUUGAUUGAUGGUGUAUAUUUAUAUUGCAGAAGAAUUCUGAACUGCAGUAUAUUUCUUGAUAUUUUUAAAAAAGAUACAGUAAUUCACAUAAAUUUUUUAGUGCAACAGAUUCUUAAUAUAUGUAUUUUCUGAGAUUUACGUUGACAUUUUUGUUUACAAAUCUCUCUUUAUUUUUUUGGUAUUUCAUUUUAUUUUUUACUCGAGAAAUAUACAGUAGAGUACCUCUGAACAAAAAUAGGAAGAGCUGGUAUUUUAGUAUAGAUAUAGCACAAACUUUUACAGAUCUUCAGUUUCUGUCUAUUUAUCUCUUAUUUGACUUUGUAAACUGUUGGUAAACUUAUUUUUAGCUUGCCAUAUCAAAGUUAGUUUGGUAAAAAUAGGAAAUUUUUAAAUUUAUUUUACAUAUCUUUUGAUGAUAUUUAUUUCUUUUUCAUUCAAUGUGUCAGUAUCCUGACAUUGUCUGCUGUCACUUUUUGAAAAUAAAGUAGGUAGAUAUG